Messenger RNA from Platichthys flesus (European flounder), 4182 nucleotides. It is a transcript of the gene tyk2, whose product is annotated as tyrosine kinase 2. The record is from RefSeq and is a predicted model, not a curated record. NCBI's taxonomy places the organism in Eukaryota, Metazoa, Chordata, Actinopteri, Pleuronectiformes, Pleuronectidae. The coding region runs from base 176 to 3718 and encodes 1180 amino acids. The transcript has 23 exons. Gene Ontology annotation, cellular component: cytoskeleton; membrane; cytosol. Gene Ontology annotation, molecular function: cytokine receptor binding; ATP binding; non-membrane spanning protein tyrosine kinase activity. Gene Ontology annotation, biological process: intracellular signal transduction; peptidyl-tyrosine phosphorylation; cell differentiation.
GUGGUCUGCUCGGUUUGGGGAAGCGCCAGAAGUCGGUUGUUUAGUUCCGUAGAAACCAGGAGAACCCCCGAGUCAGUGAACGACCCCGUGGGGCUGAAACCCCCCCAACGAUGGGACUAUGAGGCCUGGCUGACUGUUCUUCAUCCACACAGGAUUCCAGUGGCUCAUCCCAACCAUGUAUAGGAUGUGGUGGUCCAGGCGGUCCAGGUCAGGGCCGAUUCCAGGCCAGGCUGAGCCUCCUCAAGGUAAAGGCAUUCAUCUUUUCCUCCUCUGGACCCCAGAAGGCGAGAGGUAUUUGUCCCACACGAGUGGGGAGGUCACGGCGGAGGAGCUGUGCAUCGCAGCUGCUGAGGCUGUAGGAAUAACACCUCUGUGCCAUGUGUUGUUCGCUCUGUACAAUCCACUCUUGAGCUGUUGGUACAGUCCUAACCACAUCUUCAGUCCAGAGGAGGACUCCAGCCUGAUACUUCACUACAGUAUGAGGUUUUACUUUCACAAUUGGCACGGACUAAAUGAGGAGGAGCCAGUUGUGUGCCGCUAUCGGCUCCGAUCUGGGACUGACCACAGGGGUUCCCCUCUGCUUGACAUCACAUCCCUGGAGUAUUUAUUCUCUCAGGCUAAAUAUGAAUUUGUGAAUGAAGUGGUGCAGAUGGAAGACAUUCAGACGGAAGCGGAACUAAGUCGCUUCAAAAAUGAGAGCUUGGGGAUGGCCGUGCUUCACCUCUCGCACCGGGCGAUGCAAACAGACUGCACGUUACAGGAAGUCGCAGAGAAAGUCUGCUUCCUGCGCUGCAUCCCGAAGUCUUUCUCCAAACACAUCUCCAAAGACAACUUUCUGACAAGAAUCAGGAUCAAUCGGGUGUUUGCGGAAUUUGUGCGGAUGUUCCAGCAACACACUGUGGACAAGGGGCGGCUGGGCGCCCAGGAGAUCAUGUACAAGUACAUCUCUACUCUCGAACACCUGGUGCCGCGGUUUGGCUCAGAGACCUUCCCCGUGUACCACCUGGAGCUGAGGGAGGACGGGUACGGUGGCAGCUCUUACGGCGACAACGCCCAUGUGCAGGGCGAUCCAAAAGACAACUUCACGGCUCCCGUCACCCAUGAAAUCGAGGUGUCUGGCACAAAGGGGAUUCAGUGGAGGAAGGUGUCAGUUCAGAAGGCACAGGUGAAUGGCUACUUCCGGAGCGAUUACAUAAAGAAAUCCAAGGACCAGUCGAGCCAGUCAAAUGCAACAGCUCCCAACACACUGAGCCCCUUCUGCGAUUUCCCUGAUAUAACUCACAUCGCCCUCAGCGAAGCUAAUGUGUGCAUUAGCACUCAGGACAACCGCUGCUUGGUGGUUCAGAUGAAAUCCAGCCAGGAGGCGCGUUCCUUCAUCUCGCUCCUGGAUGGAUACUACCGGCUGACUGCAGACGCCCACCACUAUCUUUGUCAUGAGGUGGCUCCCCCAAGGGUAGUGCUGAGUGAAGCAAAUGGACUGCAUGGGCCGAUGCAUGAUGAUUUUGUGCUGCUGAAGCUGAAGAAAGAGGCAGCAGAGGAGGGAGCUUUCCUCGUACGUUGGAGCGCUCUCGACUAUCGCCGCAUCAUCCUGGCCGUGCUAAACAAAAAUAAAAACGGAUCGACACCGAGCCACAAGCAGUUUCGGAUCCAUCACAAGGAGUCGAUGUUCCGUCUGGAGGGCUGGGACCAGGAGUUCUCCAGUGUGAAGGAGCUCACCGACAGCCUCAAGUCCUUCAUGCUCAAGUCUGGACCAGACAGCUUCACUGUGAAAAAAUGCUGUUUGCCAAGACAAGCAGAAUUGUCCAACCUUCUGGUGAUGAGGAGAGGUGACGACCGGGUGAACACUGAGGCCUUGUCCCGGAUCAAGACCCAGCUUCGCUUCAACCCAAUCAAGGACAGACAGAUUGUACAGGAACAGCAUCUGGGCUGCGGGACCAGAACUAAUAUCUACUCAGGCCAUCUUCUUGGGCUGGGACGAGGUGAAGAUGACGACGAGUUCAAUAACAACGGCAAUGACCGCAAAGGGAUCAAAGUGGUUCUCAAGAUUCUGGACCAAAGCCAUAAAGAUGUUGCACUAGCCUUUUUCGAAACCGCCAGUCUCAUGAGCCAGGUAUCCCACAGUCACCUGGUGUUCGUGCAUGGCGUGUCUGUCAAAGGAUCUGAAAACAUCAUGGUGGAAGAAUUUGUGGAGUUUGGGCCCUUGGAUGUUUUCCUUCACAAAGAAAAGGCAGCAGUGACCCCGCAGUGGAAAUUCAUUGUUGCCAAACAACUUGCAAGUGCUCUCAGCUAUCUUGAGACCAAAGGGCUGGUUCAUGGAAACGUCUGUGCCAAGAACAUUCUGGUGGCACGGAAAGGUCUGGAGCCGGGUACUACACCUUUCAUCAAGCUGAGUGAUCCCGGAAUCGCUCUGAGCGUCCUCUCACGGAACGAGCGUCUUGAGCGCAUCCCGUGGAUUGCCCCCGAGUGUAUCGACAGUCCUGCCCCCAUUGGCCUUGCUGCGGACCAGUGGAGCUUUGGUGUCACUCUGCUCGAAAUCUGCAACAACGGCGAUCUUCCCAUGAGUGGAUAUGCAUUGGCCCAUAAAGAGCGCUUCUAUCAGCAAAAGGGCCGCUUUGCUGAACCGUCCUCCCCGGAACUUGCCACCUUCAUCAGCAUGUGUUUGACCUACGAGCCUGUGGAGAGGCCCUCAUUCCGCGGUGUGCUCAGAGAGCUCACAGAAAUCAUGCCGAAAAGUAGGUUUUUACUCACACUUUUGAUUUUAGUCUUUCAAUCUGUCUCGGUAUAUGUAAUGAACGUGUGUUUUUUUUUUCUUCUGGACACAGAUUUUGACAUAUCUACCUGUGAAACUCUCCCUGACAUGGACCCCAGCAUUUUCCAUAAACGCUACCUGAUUGAGAUUCGGGAACUAGGGAAGGGUAACUUUGGAAAGGUCAUUCUGUACCGGUACGACCCAGCCAAUGACGGGACUGGGGAGUGUGUGGCGGUGAAGUCCUUGAAACAAGAGAAUGGGCAUGUGCCUGAUGGCUGGAUAAAGGAGAUAGAGAUUCUGAAGUCUCUCGAUCACAGCAACAUUGUCAAGUACAAGGGCUGUUGUACUGAACUGGGAGGACAAGUGGUGCAGCUAAUAAUGGAGUACCUUCCUCAGGGCUGUCUGCGAGACUACCUUCCCACACGCAAACUGGGUGUGCCACAAUGCCUUAUGUUUGCUCAGCAGAUCUGUCAGGGAAUGGAGUACUUGCACAAAAUGCGAUACAUCCAUCGAGACCUGGCUGCCCGUAAUGUUUUAGUGGAAAACGACAGUUUGGUGAAGAUUGGAGACUUUGGUCUCACAAAAUACAUCCCUGAAGGCGAAAUAUACUAUCGUGUCCGGGAGGAUGGGGACAGUCCAGUGUACUGGUAUGCCAUCGAGUGCCUGAAGGAGAGUAAAUUUUCCUUUUCGUCCGACAUUUGGUCCUUUGGUGUAACACUGUAUGAGAUCUUUACCGACUGUGAUUCCCAUCAAAGCCCUCCGACAAAGUUUUUGAAAAUGAUGGCGGAACCAGGAGAACAGAUGACUGUGAUGGCCCUCAUAAAACUGUUGGAGAGAAACAUGCGAUUGCCUUGUCCCAGAAAGUGUCCACAUGAGGUGAAAAUGUUGAUGGAGCAGUGUUGGGCUGCAAAUCCCACACAACGGCCGACAUUCACAUCCCUCAUUGAAAGUUUGAAGGCUAAUGGCUAAAACAUUGACUCUUCCCUGGCUCAGAUUUGCUGAUGAAUUAGCUGAAGAUCUAUUUGUCAACGUGUCAUCACUUUGCAGCUAUGGCAACCACCUAUUACUUGGUAGUCAGUAAUGUGUUUCCUGCUGUGCAUUGCCUGCUGCCUCCAUUUACAUUGAUGUCUUUUUGAUACAACCACUGUUGUCCUCAUAUAUGUGAUAUUAACACAAUUAUACAUUCAGCUGUUUAUUUUCUGGCUGAUUUCAGGAUGCAUGGGGAAACAUGCUAGCACGAGCAGGCAGGCACCCAGUAUCAGAUGCCAUCUUGCAAAAUACCACGGAAACUGUUCAGAAUAGGACGUCUGUCACUAUAUUUGUAAUUUUUUUUAAUGUUUUUUGUGUGUGUUAACUAUUCAUAUAAUUUUGUAUAAAUAAAAACAAAUGCAAAUACUAAUAAAAAGUUUUUCAUAUGUUAUGUUUUUAAAGAC